Messenger RNA from Ambispora gerdemannii, 2025 nucleotides. The record is from the annotation of a GenBank genome assembly. NCBI's taxonomy places the organism in Eukaryota, Fungi, Glomeromycota, Glomeromycetes, Archaeosporales, Ambisporaceae.
AUGGCCUCUCAUGUAGUCGUAUUGCUUGGUGCGGGUAAAAGACAACAAGUGAAGACGACCCCGAUGAUGCCUUUAAAACAGGUCGUUAAAACUGUAUGCGAGAAACAAGGCUAUACAGCCGAGAAUUAUGGGCUAAAGCUCAACAAAAAUAUCCUCGAUCUUUCACUUACUGUUCGAUAUGCAAAUCUUGCACCUGGCGCAAAAUUAGAAAUGAUUCGAGUUGGCGCGUCAAAAGCUCUGCGUGAAGUUACUAUUGCACUUCAGAUGGAAGAUGGCUUUCGAAUAAUUCACACAUUUCCUGUUACUACUUCACUCUGGGAUAUAUUGAUUUACUUUGAGAGUAACUUUCAAGCCGGAUCUUUGAAUCUCACUACACGAGUUGCCCCUUCGCCAACGUCAGAGAAAAAGCUCUUUAAGAAAUUUAUCAAGAAAAAUAACACUAAUGUUCCCCUUUUUUAUCAGCAACCAGUUUGCUUGCUAUUAAAUCAAGAGUACGCGACAAAAGCAGUACUCCAAUCGACUACGCUUCAAUCUGCCGGAAUAACUACAGGGAAUGCUGUAUUGCGGGUCACGUUUAGACAUACCGAGCUUAGUCUAGAAGGAGCAUUGGCAACACAGGAAACAUUAUCUGUUACAACUGAUACUUCUGCUGCUACCACUGUUAAUACCACCACUGCUGAUGCAUCAAUACCUUCAGGAUCUGAAGAAGAAUCAAAGCUUACAGAUCCGAAUCUGGGGAAGGAAGUAAUGGAAGAUGUUAGAACUUCAGUGCAGUCAGAAGAAAUCCCACCUGUUAUAGCAACUACGGUUGCUGCUGCUACCAUUGUUAACACUGCUGAUACAUCAAUACCUUCAGAAUCUGAAGAAAGAUCAAAACUUACAGAUCCGAAUCGGAGGAAUGAAGUAAUGGAAGAUAUUAGAACUUCAGUGCAGUCAGAAGAACAAGAAUCUAUAACAUCUGCUACACAUGAAAAACCAUCGCAGAACAUAAUUCCUCCAAUAUCUAUAUCACCUGAAAUUGUUACUGAGAAAGCUGAAUUGAAGGAGGAUAAAGAUGUUGAAUUAAGUGUAUCAGAAAGGCUUAAAUCGAUGGAAGUCAAUAAUGCAAAGGUAGAAAUAAAUGAGACCGAAGAUAGAAUUUCAGUGCCGCUGAAGGUAGAGUCUAUACAACCAGAGGCUACUAAAGACAUCCCGGGUGAACCUAUGGAAUUGGAUAAUUCAUCAAUAUCAGAACCUCAAGCAUCAAAAAUUUCUGCCACGCAAUCAACAAACGUGGAGUCAGUGGUUUUCAAUAGAGAUAUUAAAAUAUUCAAUCCACCACCUAAUAAUGUAUCGAUAACACAAAUUGAUCUUCCAGACUCUUUUUACGAAUUAACUGCGGCUGAGAUACAACACCUUUUGGCAAUGCAAAAAUCCAAGCGUCUCAAAGAUGAAAACGCCGGGUUCAAGACGAGUGCUGUACGAGAACAAGAAGAAAAAGCCAAAGAAAAAAAAUACCCAAAGACAAUGAUCCGUGUGCGAUUCCCGGAUCGAUUUCAGCUACAGGCAACCUUCUUGUCCAAAGAAAAAGUAUCUGAACUCUACAAGUUUGUAAGGGAAUCUUUACGAACUCCGGAGCGCCCAUUUUAUUUAAAUACAAGCCCACCGAAAAAUGUACUUUCAGAUCAAGAGAUAAAUUUAUAUGACGCGAAAUUAUCUCCUGCUUCGGUAGUGCACUUUAGUUGGGCAGAGAAAUUCGAUAUUCCUGAGCCUCCAUAUUUGAUCGACAAUCUGUUGGUAUUAGCUGAAGAUUUUAUGACAACUACCGGCACUGUCGAAACAACCAAUGUAGCGGAGGGAUCAUCAUCAGGAAAACGUGUUACUGAAUAUAAUGGCGGUGAUCAUCUUUCCGAACCUUCCAGUCGUAAAAGUCUGGAAGUAUAUGCAGAUAGAAAAAAAAUAUCAGAUUCUGGGGAAAGUAGCAGUGCUGGUGCAUCCUCGUCGGCUUCUAGCAGAAAGAUUCCGAAAUGGUUCAAAUUUGGGUGA